This is a messenger RNA of Colias croceus (clouded yellow), 6119 nucleotides long. RefSeq lists its product as uncharacterized. Gene Ontology annotation, molecular function: nucleic acid binding. The record is from RefSeq and is a predicted model, not a curated record. The coding region runs from base 352 to 5607 and encodes 1751 amino acids. Lineage: Eukaryota; Metazoa; Arthropoda; Insecta; Lepidoptera; Pieridae. The transcript is spliced from 2 exons. Gene Ontology annotation, biological process: DNA integration.
GGAUAACAACAAGCGCCGGAUACUCCAGGAAGAGGAAACGCUGCCCGUGGAAGACCAGAUCCUGCCGAAGAGAGGUACGCAUCGGCAACGAGUUCACCUUCGAGGGGCGAAUAUCGGCAAACCGGUAACGUUGGUACUAGCCUGCUGGUGUUUUUGAUCGUCACCAGGCGAGUCAGGUACCUACCGACGGGGCCGCGCUGUUGGUACUAGUCCAAUGAGGUGAGUCGUAAGGUUUUUUACGGGUAGACUCGGGCCGUCGGGUGACCUUGGUGGUACGCGCCGGGAAUCAGGGGUGCUGGUCAGCGGAACGAGUCUGCCAGUAUAAGCCUGCGGUGCGUCACCUCUUUAGGCAUGGUGGUUACCCGCAGCCAGGGUGAAGCUGCAGAAGUGGAGGACCGGAGCCAGGAGACAGAGCGUGUGCGGCAAGAACGAAUGCGGCGGCUGGUGCUGGACCCGCUGGCAUCGCCGUCUGACGCACGCUUGACGUCAGCCACAGACACAAUGGAGAUCCCGCCGCAACCGCGACGGCAUUCGCCAGCGAGAUCCGCUAGAUCGGUGCGGUCGUCGGCGAGUACGGCGCGGCGGAUUAAGGCGGCGGAAUUAGAAGCGGCAGAGCGACUCGCCGCUAUCCAGAGAAAAGAACUACAAAUUGAGAAAGAACUAAUAAAUAAACGCUUACAGUUCGAGGUGUCCGCCAUACAGGAAGACGAGGGCCUGCCGGAAGAUACCGUCACCGCGACAGAAGAACGAAACAAGGUGGACGAGUGGCUCCAGUCACAUCCUGUGCCGAAGGAUGACAGACACCAGCGAUCCGAACUAAGAAGAGGAAGAUCGCCGACGCCGACCAGAAGAACGGGAAUAGAGCAGCUGGCGGCGUCCCUAGAGAAGAUGGCGCGACCGCGCCUACGCCACGCGGACCUUCCGAUAUUUUCAGGUGCGAUUGAAGAGUGGCUGCCGUUCCGAGCAGCCUACCGGGACACAAGCAGCAUGUACCAAGUGUCCGACGCAGAAAACAUCCAGCGGCUGCGUACCUGCCUGAAGGGGGAAGCAAGGGACGCCGUGGCAGCGCUGCUUCACACUGCUUCAUCACCUGAAGCAGUCAUGAAAACUUUGGAGCAGUGCUUCGGGAGGCCCGAGAUAAUAAUCGACAGGGCCAUGGAAGACCUGAGGAAGCUGCUGCGACCUGGAGCAGCGGCCAAGGACAUCAACUGCUUCGCGGUAAAAGUGCAAAACGAAGGCACAGCGGAUCCAGAGAUCGUGGUGCUGUCCCGCUUCCUCAUGAGAGAGGCGGACCGGGCGCUUCGCUACACCUACGCGCCGAUGAGCAGCACUGCACCAGCGCGCAGAGACGUCGCAGCAGCAGCAGCAGCGCGACCUGCUCCACCGAAAAGGAAGUCUGCAGUAUACACCAUGGUCUCCGGUGAAGAUGAAGAAGAGAAGAAAAAAGAGAAGCCAGAAGAGAAGAAAGAAGACUUCUGCCUGUGCUGCGGGCGCGACCACGCUAUGGUUGCCUGCCCGCGCUACGCCAAGCUGUCGGUGGAUGAGCGGUGGGCGCUGGUCAGGGAAAAGGGCGCCUGCUUCAAGUGCGCCACGAAGAGACAUCGGCGCAGCUACUGUCGAGCGAAACCAUGCGGCGUGAACCAGUGCCGCCGCCCGCAUCACUCAUCACUGCACGACGUAAGAAGAGAAGAGCCUGCUGCGUCGACCGAAGAAACCGUCAUGGCGGUUGCUGACCGCGCAACCGCACCGCCCCGCGCCGUCCUGCUGAAGAUGUGUCCAGUCACCGUCGUCGGCCCACGGGGGGAGGUAUCGACGCACGCACUGCUCGAUGAGGGCUCCACCAUCACCCUCAUUGAUGAGGACCUGGCGCAACAGAUCGGCGCCGAAGGUCCCGCCACGCCGCUCCGCAUCCACGGGGCGAACAUGGAGCAGAUUGAAGAAGGAAGUCGGCUGGUGACGGUGCAGCUGCGGGGGCAGAGCGACGGGACACUACACGACCUGCGCGCCCGCACGAUGAAGAAGCUGCAGUUGCAUCAGCAGUCCAUCCCGGGAUCCCUGCUUCGGUACAGACAUCUGCGCGACAUACCGGAACGUGAGGUAUGUUACGAACAAGCACGCGCUGGUGUCCUGGUGGGUACCGACCACUGGGAGCAUAUCGUGACCAGAGAACUUCGGACGGGCGGCGCCGACGAACCUGCCGCCUCCAAGACAAAUCUCGGCUGGGUGAUACAUGGAACAACGCCGCGUCGAAUGAUCGUCGAAAAGGACUGCGUGCUUCACGUCCGAGAACAACAAGCGGACCAACGGCUGCACGACCUGGUGGCAGAGCACUUCAAGAUCGAAUCACUGAACAUAGCCAGCAGACCGCGCAUCAGUGACGCCGACCGACGAGCGACAUCCAUCGUCGAGACGACUACGAAGAAGACGCCGGGCGGGUACGAGAUCGGCCUGCCAUGGAAGAGGGAUAAUGUCCGCAUGCCGCCGAGCUACAAUGCCGCGCUGCGGAGACUUCUGAAGAUUGAAGCAAAGAUGGACGCCGCGCCGGAAUUCGCAGCCGAGUACACCAAGCAGAUGAACAACUUAUUCGAGAAAAGGUAUGCGGUUCCGUGCGAUGGCAGUGAAGGCAAGAGCAGCGUGUGCUGGUACCUGCCGCAUUUUGCUGUGACCAAUCCCAACAAACCAGGGAAGCAGCGAUUGGUCUUUGAUGCGGCAGCCAAAAGCCACGGGACUUGUUUAAAUGAUGAACUACUUGAGGGCCCAGACUUGCUACUAUCACUGCCAGGUAUAUUAUUUCGAUUCAGGGAAAAGGCAGUGGCAGUCACAGCAGAUAUAGAGGAGAUGUUCUUACAAGUGAAAAUAAGACCCGAAGACCAGCCAGCGCAGCAGUUUUUAUGGAGGGGAAGCCGACGCGACACGCCGCCACAGCACUAUAAGAUGACGUCCAUGAUAUUCGGCGCAGCGAGCUCUCCAUUUAUGGCGCAUUACAUCCGUAAUCAUAAUGCGCAGCAGCACGCAGAACAGUAUCCAAUGGCGCUGGAAGCGAUCACGAAGAGUCACUACAUGGACGAUCUGGUGGUGAGCUACGCCGACGCAGAGGAAGCCAGACAAGCGAUCGAAGAAAUACGGACAGUGCACGCAGCGGCAGGCUUCAAGCUACGAAGAUGGAACACCAGCGACAGGAGCGUGCUGAGGGACGUGCCACGAGAACUGCACGCCAGCACACCAACGCAGCUGGGAGGAGCGCAGCCAGCCCCGAAGAUCCUCGGGCUAGUUUGGGACGCCGAGCAAGACGCGCUAGGAUUCAACACAGCAAUGAACAGGGUACCGGUGGAGGUGCGAGAUCGCAAGCGCCCACCAACCAAGCGCGAAGCAUUAAGUGCGGUCAUGUCAAUUUAUGACCCACUAGGCCUCUUAAGUUAUUUCACCAUCCGUGCUAAAAUCAUAUUGCAGAGCCUGUGGCGCCUCCAGAUUUCGUGGGACGAGCCGAUACCUGAAGAAGAGGGCGAGCAUUUUGCAGGCUGGCUGUCGCAGCUGGAAACAGUCGGCGCACUACGUUUGCCGCGAUGCUACGCAACGGACAACGUCGAAGACAUCGAGCUGCACGUGCUAUGCGACGCCAGUGAACAAGCAUAUGCAGCCGUGGCGUACUGGCGUAUGCGGCGAACGGACGGCAGCGUGCAAGUGAAACUCGUCUCGGCGAAAGCGAAGGUGGCACCACGACGCGCGCAGACGAUCCCGCGCCUAGAACUUCAAGCGGCGGUGAUCGGCGCAAGACUCGCUGAUCAGAUAAGAAGAGAGCACAGGUAUGACAUAUCUCGUACUUGGUUUUGGACAGACUCAUCGACGGUGGUGCACUGGGUGCGCAACGAUGCAAGGAGAUACACGCCGUUCGUCGCGCAUCGCCUCGGUGAGAUUGGAGAACUAACACAAAGGGAAGAGUGGCGGUGGCUGCCGACUCACGAAAACGUUGCCGACGACGCCACCCGCCUAAGUUUCACCACGGGACAUGAUCGAUGGUUCCAGGGUCCAGAAUUCCUGAUGAAGACGGAGGACCAGUGGCCCACGGAGAAGGAACUUCGAGAAACUACGGACGAAGCUGAUGUACUGCAUGUAAGCGAGCUGCCACGGAAGAUGGAAUGGCUGCCGGAUCCAGAGCGCUUCUCCAAAUUCCGCACACUGGUGGGAGCAACAGCAAGGGUACUCGCAUUCAUUGACAUACACAUCAGACACACGGCGACGAGACUAGAAUGUCGCCACCUGGAACAAGCCGAACGACUGUUGGUGCAGCGCGCACAGAACGACAGCUUUGGGGAAGACAUAAAGCGAAUCAAGGACGGGCGCCCCAUCAGCAGAUCCAGUAGGCUGUACAAACUGGACCCGGUAAUGGAAGACGGCGUGCUGAAAGUAAGGGGCCGCAUAAACGCAGCCACGGCACCCGACACGAUGAAGAAGCCGGUAAUCCUCGACGGCCGGCACAGAAUAACCAGACUAAUAGUGUUACAGGAACAUUGUGCCGCCGGACACGCCAACCGCGAGCGUGUCACCAACGACCUGAGGCAGCGCUACUGGGUCAUCCACCUGCGGCCCACAGUGCGCGCCGUAGAGAAGAACUGCGCGCUGUGCCGAGUACGCCGAGCAAUGCCGCAGGUCCCAGCCAAAGGGGACUUGCCGCGCGCUCGCCUCGACCCGUUCCACCGACCUUUCACCAACUGCGGGGUCGACUACUUCGGGCCAAUGAUGGUCAAGAUCGGACGAAGAAGAGAGAAGAGAUGGGGCGCGCUGUUCACAUGCCUGACAUCGCGCGCCGUGCACCUGGAGCUCGUCGCGUCUCUAUCAACGGACUCAGCCAUCAUGGCGCUGAGGAGAAUGGCGGCGCGCAGAGGGUGGCCUCGUCUGAUGUACUCAGACAACGGAACAAACUUCAGGGGCGCCGAUCAAGAACUGAAGAAGGCGUACAACGAGUGGGCGCCGGCGCUACAAGAAGAAGCGCUGCGCCACCGAAUGGAGUGGCGCUACAUACCGCCGGGUGCGCCACAUCAAGGCGGUGCUUGGGAGCGGCUGGUGCGGUCAGUGAAGACCGCGCUCGGCGCGACACUACGGGAGAAGGCGCCACCAGAAGAAGUGCUGCAGACUCUGCUCACCGAGGCAGAGUUCGCGGUGAACGCAAGGCCGCUGACUCACGUGAGCGUGAGCCCAGACGACCCCGAAGCCCUCACACCCAACCACUUCCUGUUGGGCUCCUCAACGGGACUGCCGACGACGGGGCCGUGCGACGAAGCAGACCGACGGACCUGGCGCGCCAGCCAGGCGCUCGCCGACCACUUCUGGCGCCGAUGGAUCAAGGAGUACCUACCGACGCUCGUGCCACGGGGGGAGGCGCGAAAGGACACGCGACGCCUCGAGGAAGGUGACGUGGUCAUCAUCGUGGACCACGUCUUGCCGCGCAACACAUGGCCCAUGGGGGUCGUGGUGCGCGUUCACGCCGGGCCGGACGACGCUGUGCGGGUAGCCGAAGUGAAGACCAAGAGCGGGAUCUUCAGACGCCCCGUCAGCAAGCUCGUCGUGAUGAAGGAGGCUACGCAAGCUACGCCGGGGGGAGGACUGUAAAGGACGAGCAUACUAUCAAGGUCAAGCGCAGGCGACAACGGGGCUCCCCACACAGCGACGCCACGUGUAUGGAGCGGAGUUUCAACGCUACACGUGGAAGAAGAGGCGCACCGCGGUUUUGACGAGGCGCACCGCGGUUUCGACUAUCGCGUUCUACACAGUACGCCACGUGUAUUGCGUCUGCACGUGGAGGAGGCGUGGCCUAGGCGGCACAUGCAAGACAGCCGCCGCCGCUUUGAGCCGCCGCCGCCGCUUUGUGUCUCGCCGCCGGGCGAUGGCCUUGUAGCUCGCCGCAUCGCUUUGUAUCUCGCCGCCAGCAACGCAUAUAAAUAGCGAACAUUUUGGAACUAAAGUCAGUUGCAGCAAGUCCUUCUUCAAGACUAGUAGGGAAGAAGUAAUAGUGAAUAAGUAAUAGUGAAUAUGUAAUAGUGAUUAAGUAUAAAUUGUAAUAGUGUACAUAAGGGUCGAUAAUAUAUGUAUGUCGAAGGAAGGGUGUUUUCUUGAACACAAAC